Messenger RNA from Cutaneotrichosporon oleaginosum, 947 nucleotides. RefSeq lists its product as uncharacterized. Lineage: Eukaryota; Fungi; Basidiomycota; Tremellomycetes; Trichosporonales; Trichosporonaceae. The record is from RefSeq and is a predicted model, not a curated record.
GUGAAAUACUCGCACUCAGCCGCCGCUUGAUCUCUCCCUCCAGCCUAGGUUGCCGACCGAUCUAUGCAUAGCCCAGCCCUUGCCCCUGCAUCCCGUGGCUCUGCGGGCUUCGCGCUCUGCGGGGUCUGCGGGCUCUCGUUCCAUGCCCGCUCCGAAAGCCCAGUCCUGAUCAUAGAACCCCGCUCGGUACCUGCCCGCAGUUUUCUGUCGGCAUGCCAAGCCUUCUGGCGGCUCUGCACGCCGGAGCGUAUACGGGGUGGCGUGGAGCGCUCAACCAAGUUCCCCCUGCGUCCCUGCACAAGACUUUCCCGGCGGCAGACGCUGAGCGGAAACGGCGGCCAGGGGUGCGGAGGUGGAGGGUGGGGGCGCGGCCAAGUCGUGGCCAAGGCGUGGCGCCCGAGGACAGGCCGAGGCCCGAGGCGGCCGGGCGGCCGGCGGAUGUGGGUGGAUGAUCACACCGCAGAUGAGCCUGAACCAUGGGCUCAUCCGCCCGCCGGCGGCGUGCCGUCAGCGGCACACCGCCUAGCCCGGCAUGCAGGCGCGCGCGUGCCUCGCCAUGAACGUGGACAUGGGCGUCGUAAUGGCCCCAAGCUUAGAAACCGAGCCUUGGCAUCGUGCGGGGGAUCUCACGUACCCGACUCUGACAGAGCGGCGCCGUCGAUGCAGCAAGCCGUCAUGGGCUAGGAUAGACAAGCAUGUGACAGCUUGCAAUGUCGGCCCCACAUGCAGAUCUCGUUUGGAGGUGACUAGCCGCCGCAGGCCCAGCCAGUGGCCACGUCACGCUUCUCAGCUUGCGUGUUACAGCGUCAGGCGAGACAACCUGAGUAUACCCCCUCCGCCAUGACCGGAUCAUGGAGCUCGAGUUACUUCCGGGGCGGCUCAUGCACAUGCGCGAGAGAACGAAAGGCACCUCCUAAUUCUGUGGUGCGAGACGGAAUCUCCGAUUG